AAAUAAAAUCAGAAGCCAGCGAAGAUAGGCGGAUCGAUAUUUCUGUUGCUGCGAAGGGUUUGACGGAGCUCCAUAAAAGAUUAGGGUUUCUUCUUCUUCUUCUUCUCUUACUCACGCAGAAAAAAAUAAGUAUCGCGAUCUCUGUUCCUAUCCUCCGUCCGUAGCAAUGGCGGGGGCUCUGCAGUACUUAGAGGCGCAGCGGAAUGAGCGGCCGGAUUUGGCAGAGUGGUACGCUAGCCUUGCUGACCUCUACCAGCGCAAACUGUGGCAUCAGCUAACUCUCAAGCUCGAGCAAUUCGUUGCCCUCGCCGUCGUUCAGGCUGGCGAUGCUCUGAUACAGCUAUACCACAACUUCAUCACUGACUUUGAAACAAAGAUCAAUCUCCUUAAACUUGCACAUUUUGCUGUUGUAGUUUCACGGCAAUAUUCUGAAAAAGAGGCUGCUAUCAGCUAUCUUGAGGGGGUCAUAGAAAAGCUGCGUGCUACUAAGGAUAUAAGAAUAGAGGAACCUAUUCUGUAUGUUAAAAUGCAAAUAGCUGCUUUUAAACUUGAAAAGGGAAACCAAAAGGAGUGCAAGAAACUUCUGGAAGAGGGGAAGACUGCACUUGAAAGCAUGACUGAUGUUGAUCCCUCGGUGCAAGCUAGCUUUUAUUGGAUUUCAUCUCAGUACCAUAAGUGUCGCCAAGAGUUUGCUGAAUUUUACAAAAGUGCACUUCUUUAUUUGGCCUACACAGAAGUUGAUUCCCUUUCAGAAACAUUCAAGCUGGAUUUGGCCUUCGAUCUGUCCCUCUCGGCUUUGUUGGGAGACAACAUAUACAACUUUGGUGAAUUGUUAGCUCACCCUGUUAUCAAAAGUCUUAUAGGGACCAAAGCUGAAUGGAUUUACCACAUAUUGCAAGCAUUCAACAGCGGCAAUUUGGAUCGCUAUCAAGAACUUUGUGGAGUUCAUAACGCUGCAUUGAAUGCACAGCCAGCGCUUGUGGCCAAUGAAAAGAAGCUUUUGGAGAAAAUAAAUAUCCUCUGCUUGAUGGAAAUCAUCUUUAGUCGACCUUCUGAAGACCGCACAAUUCCAUUGAGCAUCAUUGCUGAUCGAACGAAACUUUCCAUAGAAGAUGUGGAGUAUCUUCUCAUGAAGAGUUUAUCCGUUCAUCUUAUUGAAGGAAUAAUAGAUCAAGUUGAAAGUAGAGUACAUGUCUCAUGGGUGCAACCUAGAGUUCUUGGAAUUCCACAGAUCAAAUCACUGCGUGAUCGUCUCGAUAGUUGGCUCGGCAAGGUGAGAACAGCUUUGCUGUCGGUGGAAGCCGAGACACCAGAUCUGGUAGCUUCGUGAGAAAUGUUUGGAUGCGACAAUGAUGCGUUUCGAUAAGCUUCUAUUCUUGUAACAAUCUAUGGUGGUGCAGAGGGCAUAAAACAGUAGGGAAUGUUGAUGUUAGGCUCUCCUGCUUCCAGGUUCUUUCCCUUUUGCGCAGGGCACAUUUUUUUUUUCUUAUCUCAAGAUUUGGUUUAGCUAAAGGGAAAACCUUUUGUGUCCUUUACCAAAAUUCGUCAAGAACAAUGUCUAAACUAGAAAUAUACGGCUGCAGAUGCAGAGAGAGAGCAGAAUAGCUCCUGCUUUUUGUCUGGAUUAAUUGCUGGUUUAGUUAAGAUUUCUUUCUUCAUUUGUGACCGGAACUACCCUUUGUUUCAGAUGUGGGCAUUAUUUGGCAUGCAAAGUGUGUUUUGGAAGGAAACUUAUUUAUUCUCA
Messenger RNA from Dendrobium catenatum, 1744 nucleotides. Its product is annotated as 26S proteasome non-ATPase regulatory subunit 13 homolog A. Gene Ontology annotation, biological process: ubiquitin-dependent protein catabolic process. The coding region runs from base 167 to 1330 and encodes 387 amino acids. The record is from RefSeq and is a predicted model, not a curated record. NCBI's taxonomy places the organism in Eukaryota, Viridiplantae, Streptophyta, Magnoliopsida, Asparagales, Orchidaceae. Gene Ontology annotation, molecular function: structural molecule activity. The transcript is spliced from 6 exons. Gene Ontology annotation, cellular component: nucleus; proteasome regulatory particle, lid subcomplex; cytosol.